Drosophila busckii is the source of this 2079-nucleotide messenger RNA. It is a transcript of the gene ninaG, whose product is annotated as neither inactivation nor afterpotential protein G. The record is from RefSeq and is a predicted model, not a curated record. Gene Ontology annotation, molecular function: flavin adenine dinucleotide binding; oxidoreductase activity, acting on CH-OH group of donors. Bases 276 to 2060 code for a protein of 594 amino acids. The transcript is spliced from 5 exons. NCBI's taxonomy places the organism in Eukaryota, Metazoa, Arthropoda, Insecta, Diptera, Drosophilidae.
GCUCGAAAUUCAAAAAACCAACAAUCUACUUCUAAAUCUAGAUUUAACUUAAACACAGGGGCCAGCAAAUAAUACCGUACUUGUUAAUCAAAAGUAAAACCUGUUAAGCUGACAGUAUGUGGACUGGCUGCGAUUUGAAUUGAUUCUUAGCGCCGACCCACUCAUAGCAGUUGAAUAAUUGGAUUAGGCCAAGUGAAGGUGGCGGCUUUUUACUUUUAGUUUCUUCUGCUCUAACAGCAUAGUUGAAUUUCGUCAUCAAACGUUAGCGUCACGGAAUGGGCAUGCAUUUUCAAAAAAUACUUUGUGUGGGUGCCAUUGUCAUAGGCCUUAUAGCGGGUUUGGUAAUGCUCGUCUGCCACUUGCUGCAAGAUUCUAUACCCAAUGUGUUGGCCACUAACGAGAGGGAAUACGCUUUUGACUAUGUGAUAGUUGGCGCUGGAACUGCUGGAGCUACUUUAACUUCGCUUCUAAGCAAACACAGCAAUGGAAGCGUGCUGCUUAUCGAGGCAGGCGGCUCUUUUGGUUUCUUGAGUCGUAUACCCCUACUUACAACGUUUCAGCAGAAGGGCAUCAAUGAUUGGUCAUUUCUCUCGGCUCCGCAAAAAUACUCUUCCAAGGGCUUGCUGGACCAGCGACAGUGUCUGCCACGAGGAAAAGGUCUGGGCGGCUCGGCCAACCUGAACUAUAUGCUGCAUUUCGAUGGAUCUCCGGCAGACUUUGACUCCUGGCAUCAACUGCAUAAUUUAAGCGACUGGAACUGGCAACACAUGCGUUCCUUUAUGGUCGCCGCAAGGCCAAAACCGACAGAGCUUUAUGAAAUACCAGCCAGCUACUCUGCGUUGACAGAAGCUUUGGGAACAGCAGAGUCUGAGUUUGGACACAAGCCUUGGAAAUUUCGACGCACGACUUAUAAUAUAAAGAACGGCCUGAGACAUUCGGUUUUACAACAAUAUCUACUGCCUGUGCUCAAAAAUCUGAAUCUGCGAUUGCUGCCAGAGGCGCUAGUGAAGCGCAUAAAUCUAGCUAAGAAAUCAAAGCUAGCCAGUUCCGUUUUAGUGGGCCUUAAAGAUGAGCACAAUAAGGAAAUUGAAUUUAAGAUUAAAGUGCGACGUGAGCUUAUACUAUGUGCGGGCGCCUAUCAGACACCACAGCUGCUUCUAACUUCGGGUAUUGGAGAUAAAUCGACGCUGGCGCAGCUGCAGCUUCCAGUGCAACAUAAAUUGCCUUUGGUGGGUCAAGGAUUACACGAUCAUCUCAAUGUGGCAUUGUUUGUCUCCAUGGGUGUCGUAGGACCUUCGCUUAACCAACGCGCUCUACUAAGUCCUAUGAAUCUUUUAAAUUACUUAAGCAGCGGCACUGGCGCCUUUGGUAAUUUUGGUGUAGUUGGACAUAUAAGUAACUUUGAAGAGCCACUGCCCUUUGGCAUUACCUUUUUUGGCGCUGGCGCUAUAGAUGAAAGUUCGCUCAUGUCUAUCUCCAAUUUUAAACGAGCUGCUUUCCGUGCGUUAUUUCCACGUUAUUAUAAUGCUACGCAAGAGGGCUUUGUAGUCAUCUCCAGCUGUCUGCAACCCAAAUCUAGAGGAACUGUGACGUUGCUGCAUAAAAGUAUGCGAAGGAAUCCUCUAAUUGAUCCAAACUAUUUAAGUCAGCAACAAGAUGUGGCAUGCAAUAUUGCAGCUAUACGAAAUGCAGUUGCUGUAGUUACCUCUGCCGCAUUUGCUUCACUGCAGCCACGCAUACAUUGGCCCAAGCUGCAAGAAUGCGCAAACUUUGGUCCAUUUGAAAGAGACUUUAGUGAGAACCAACCUUCUGAUGAUUAUCUAGAAUGUGUUAUGCGACAUAUAGGUCUGGGCUCGCAUCAUCCUGGUGGCACUUGCGCUUUAGGCAGCGUUGUGGACUCACAGCUACGUUUAAAAGGUUUAACAAAUAUACGCGUUGUCGAUGCCAGUGUGCUGCCUCGGCCUAUAUCUGGCAAUCCCAAUACUGCGAUUGCAGCUAUAGCCAUGCGUGCAGCGAGCUGGAUUCUUAAAAACGAACUACAAGACGCAACAGUUGCUUGAGCUAGUUUUCUAAGUUGCC